ACCAAAGUAUCAUUCUGAAGUUGAACAAGUGGCAGAGUUUGACACCAGAUUGGGCUCUUGUAAAGCUAGAGGAUUUUAAAGACCAUUGAGAUGGUGAAAAUAACUGUCAUCAUUGUGCUUUUACUCAACAUAUCACACUGCUUUGCUCAGUCAGAUGGGACCUUUUUGAUCUACAAUGCACGCAAGAACAGAUGCCUGGGAGACAACCUGAGAGAGUUGUUUCUGUGCAACCCUCAGAGCCCGAGACAGCAGUUCCGCUGGACAUCAGAGAACCGCAUCUUUAAUGUUGAGCAGAAGAAAUGCCUUGGCACAGGCAGCAAGAGUGAGGGCAAUAAACUGCAGUGGUACAUCUGUGAUGCCAACAAUGACCUGCAGAAGUGGGAGUGCCAGAGCGACUCACUGUUCGGCCUGAAGAAUGAGUCUCUUUACUUGUCUCUUCAGGGAGAUUCUCAUCUACUAACACUCUCCAAAGACCCGGGAGACAAGGGCAAGUGGACAAUUCAUGGAACGACAGACAGCAUUUGCUCUCGGCCGUAUGAAGAAAUAUACACAAUUAAGGGAAAUGCUUUUGGACGUCCUUGUCAUUUUCCAUUCCGUUUCAAGAGUAAAUGGUAUACAGACUGCACAACAGAUGGUUCCUCCAUCAAACGUCUAUGGUGUGCAGUUGAAAGGCGAUAUGAAGAUACUGAGCUGUGGGGUUAUUGCCCAACACGUCAAAAAGAUGACAGUUUCUGGAGGAAGAGUCCACUGACAGACAUCUAUUACCAGCUGAAUGAAGACUCUGCAUUGACCUGGUAUCAGGCCAGGAAGAGCUGUCAGCAGCAGGGGGGAGACCUGCUGAGUGUCACUGAACCCCAUGAGCAGACCUUCAUAUCAGGGUUGACUCAGCAGACAGGGGCUGUAUUGUGGACAGGGCUGAACAGUUUAGAUGCAUCAAGUGGAUGGCACUGGGUCAAUGGGCAACCUUUACGUUAUCUGAAGUGGCUCAGUGGACAACCAUCUGCUGCACCAGGCCACAGCUGUGGGGUGAUAAGUCAGCUCCAUGGCUCUGAAUGGUCCACUGCUGUCUGUUCUGAGAAACAUGGAUAUAUCUGCCAAAGAGGUCUCUCUAUUCCCACCGUUCCACCAGAGGUGCACAGAGGUUCUUGUUACAGUCCAUGGAUCCCUUACUCAGGCCACUGCUACCUCCUCACUCGUACAAAGAAAACGUGGCUGGAGGCAAGAGACGCUUGUCGGCGUGAAGGUGGAGAUCUGCUGAGCAUUCUCAAUAUAGAAGAGCAAAGCUUCGCCAUUUCACAGCUCGGAUACUUAAAGACAGAUGAACUGUGGGUCGGUUUUAAUGACCUCAGGACUGAAAUGCUAUUUGAGUGGAGUGACCACUCCAGUGUCCCGUUUGCCUUGUGGGACGUGAAUGAGCCAAGCCACAAUGCUGUCCUCAAAGAAGACUGUGUUUUAAUGAGAGGACAGGAGGGAAAAUGGGCUGAUCAGGUCUGUCAAAGCAAGUACGGAUAUAUCUGCAAGAAGAAAACCCAUUUAAAUACAUUCACUAAUGACACUGUUGUUGCAAGCCCAGGCUGCAAACCUGGUUGGGUCAGGUUUGGUUACUACUGCUAUCUAGCGGGAUCAGAGACUAAAACCUUUGAUGCAGCCAAGCAGAUGUGUGAGAAAACUGGAUCUUAUUUGGCUGACAUUACAAACAGGAUUGAAAAUGCAUUCCUGGUCAGUCUAAUUGGGGCUCGACCAGAGAAGCACUUCUGGAUUGGACUAUCUAACCGGGACAAUCGGCACAUUUUUGAGUGGACAAACAAUAAGAAGGUUCCUUUCACACAUUUCAAUGCUGGAAUGCCAGGGGGGAAACAAGGUUGUGUUGCCAUGACCACGGGAGUACUUGCUGGAUUAUGGGAUGUGCUAAACUGCACUAAUCAAGAGAAAUACAUCUGCAAGCAGAAGGCUGAGGGAGUGAUCACAACUCCAGCCCCCCCAACCACUCCUGCUGUCAGCUGUAGCGACGGGUGGCAUCCUAUCACAAACAGAGAUUACUGUUUCAAGCUGUUUCUAGUGAGGCAAAACGAAGAGAAGACGUGGUCUGAAGCUCUUGACUUCUGCCGGGAAAUUGGUGGCGACUUGCUCAGUGUCCAUAGUUCUAAUGAUAUCAUCACACCAGACAUGGGAUAUGUACCAGCAUGGAUUGGCUACAGCAUCCAGGAUCCCACUGUUGGUUACACAUGGAGUGAUGGCUCCUCUUCAUCCUACGAAAACUGGGAAGAAGGGGAACCAAACAAUUUAAAUGAUGUAGAAAAAUGUGUUACGAUGCGUUUUCAAUGGUGGAGACAUGGAAAAGGACAAUGGAAUGACCUGCAGUGUGAAAGCAAAGCAGAUUGGUAUUGCGAGAUUCGAAAAGGAGUUACACCAAAAGAAGUAGAAAUUACAGAAAAAACAUAUAAUAAAACAGAAGAUGGCUGGCUUAUCUUCAAAGACAAUCAGUAUUACGUCUAUGAAGACUCUUUUGUUUCUAUGGAAAAAGGCCGGAGCUUCUGUAAGCACAGACAUGGUGAUCUUGUGGUAAUAAAUGAUGAGGAAGAAAGAGUGUUUCUAUGGCAUCAGCUUAUGAGGGGUUAUGCUGACGUUUAUAUUGGUAUGACCAUCGAUCUGGACAAGUCUGUUAUGUGGAUGGAUGGAUCGCCAGUAGUAUUCCAGAGGUGGGCAGAGAACCAGCCAGCUUAUUUGAAUAAUGAGGAGCGCUGUGUGAAGAUGACUAGGUCUCAAGGGCUUUGGGAAAGUGUGAACUGUGGUGAUACAGAAAGGUUUAUCUGUAAGCGAAGUGGCUCUGUCCCGGUGAAUGCCACUGCUGCCCCAACUGAGCCCCCCAAAGGAGGCUGUGCUCCCGACUGGGUGAAAUUUCAGGAAAAGUGUUUCAAAGUGCAGCUGGAGCCAAAACCCUGGACUGAGGCCAGAUCGUACUGUAUGGACGUUGGAGGAAAUCUAGCAUCUAUUUCUAACCCAUUGCAACAAGCCUUCUUGACCCUAAAGAUGGUAGAUGAUAACACCCCAGAUUUAUGGCUUGGCUUCAGUAAUUUGGCAGUCAGAAGAUUUAAAUGGACAGAUGGAAGUCCUGUCACCUUCACAAACUGGCCAAAAGGAGCAUCAGAAUACCCUUCAGAGAGCAUGUGUGUUGCUAUGGCGGGCAGGCAAAGAGCACAGCUGGGCAAGUGGGAGAAAAAAGACUGCAAUGAUACGAGUAUUGGCUUUAUUUGCAGUCGUGCUCUAGAUCACUUAAUCAUCCCAAGCCCCACAGAGGUGCCGAAAACUUUCAAGCUUGAAAAUUCUUCCUACACACUGAUCCAAAAAAACCUGACCUGGAAUGAAUCACAGAGUCUCUGUAAGGCUGAGGGGGCAAACCUGGCCAGCAUUCGAGAUAUUCUCACCCAGUCCUACAUAGAGCUGCAGGCUCAUAAGUUAAGACAACCCCUGUGGAUUGGUCUUAAUAGUAUGGAGACAGAUGGAUACUUCAUGUGGAUUGAUAAAUGGCAGUUGAAUAUGGAGAAAUGGGCCAAUGAUGAACCGAAGAAGGGUCAUCCCUGUGUAUAUGUUGAUGUAGAUGGAAUGUGGAAAACUGCCCAGUGCAAUCAAACCUACUAUGGCUUGUGUAAGACAUCAACAGAUGUUGCCCCACCUCCACCAGAACAGUACCCAGGCAUGUGUCCUGAGCAAACUGAAGAUGGACCAGCGAUGACAUGGCUGCCUUUUAGAGGGCACUGUUAUGCAUUUGUAACCUCUUCAUAUUCAUGGACCAGGGCAUCAGACAUCUGCACCAGAAGAGGAGCCACUCUUGUCAGCAUUCAAGACCAAAAAGAGGCAGCUUUUAUAGAUCAUUACAUCAGUUUUAUUGGGAACCUUCAGAGCAAUUUCUGGAUAGGCCUUUACAAGACCUAUGUGGGACACUGGAAGUGGUUGGACAACAGUGUGGUGGAUUACACUAACUGGGAAGAAUCUGGAGGUCAGAUUGAAGACGAUGAUGAUGGUCAUUAUUUUUUUACUUUUGAGGCGGACUGUGCACUCAUCUCUUCCAGAACUAAACAGUGGAGGAAACAUCACUGCAGAUACAACGAAGCAAUGUUCAUCUGCAAAACAGCAAAAGUUAUAAUCCCAACCGUUGGAACAAACCACACAGAAGUUGCUGAAACACAGCGCACGAAUGUUGUUGGUGUGUCUUUGGCCGCGGUGAUUGUAGUGCUGUCUGUGCUGGCUGGACUAGCUUACAUCUACUACAGAACUUCCAAACGUCAGCUUGUUCUUCCUUCUGUAGUGAACCCAAUGUACUACACUACAACAUCCCCCAUAACAGAGGAGAAAGGCAUGAAAUCCUUAGUGGACCAUAUGGAUGAAUAGAUUCCUGCUUUGCAAUUUGUGUAUAUGUACAUUGUGACUCUUUUAUUACUUAACUAAAUGUAUUUGUGUUCUGUGUACUAUUUUGACAUUUAUGAUGUCAUUUACAUGUUUUAAACUGUAUUUGGGAUUCAAGGUUAGUGUGAAAUUAAAGCUUGCUAAAUCAGCCUUAUACCAUAUAUAAUGUGAGGCAGCUGUUGUUGUUGUAUUUUGUUGUUGUAUGCAGUAAAUAAAGCAUUUUCGUUAUGUAUAUA
Molecule: messenger RNA, 4640 nt
Organism: Pygocentrus nattereri (red-bellied piranha)
Lineage: Eukaryota; Metazoa; Chordata; Actinopteri; Characiformes; Serrasalmidae
Product: macrophage mannose receptor 1-like
Exons: 30
Coding region: 91-4389 (1432 amino acids)
Molecular function (GO): signaling receptor activity
Source: RefSeq, a predicted model, not a curated record